AUGUUGACUUGUUACCUUGAUCGUAUCAAAGGAAUCCAAGCAAUUGCUGUCCAUCCUGGUGCUGUAAAUACAUCGCUUAGUAGCAACAUUUCGCCAAGGAUGCGAAAAAUUUUGAAGACUAUGCAUGCAUCCCGAUUUCUUUCUCGAAUUGAGGAUGGAGCACGAAAUGUAGUUGAAUGUAUUGAAAAAAGCCACUUGCCAAAGAUUUUUCGGAAUAGCACCAAAUACAGCAACGUUCCUAAAAGGAUUUCGAGUGAACAAAAUGGAAUUAAUUUGAUGAUUCUCAGCAAGGAAAUGAUUACAAGUGCUCUUCCGCAAUUCUGUCCCAAUCGCAUUCUCUACAGCUUAAACUGA
Molecule: messenger RNA, 354 nt
Organism: Loa loa (African eye worm)
Lineage: Eukaryota; Metazoa; Nematoda; Chromadorea; Rhabditida; Onchocercidae
Exons: 2
Coding region: 1-354 (117 amino acids)
Source: RefSeq, a predicted model, not a curated record